This is a messenger RNA of Dreissena polymorpha, 841 nucleotides long. RefSeq lists its product as uncharacterized. The coding region runs from base 80 to 841 and encodes 253 amino acids. The transcript has 4 exons. The record is from RefSeq and is a predicted model, not a curated record. Lineage: Eukaryota; Metazoa; Mollusca; Bivalvia; Myida; Dreissenidae.
GAUCACGUAACUGUGUGUGGUUCUCAUUUACACGUUCAUGGAUGUAAACACAACGACAAAUAAAUAAUUGUCAAGGAAAAUGGCAGAUUACAAGGACAUCAUUCGCAAGCCGGAAACCCUCGGCUGGUUUAAGGCGGCAAUGGCUAUGAAGAUCACACGUGACUGUCUGCUCGACAUUGUAAAACAGGCGACUCAUGAAUUGUAUGAUAAGAUCCGUAAAGUGAUAAAAAUAAAAGAUGGUAUACAAGAGGAUGUUGUCUGCAGUCAGUGUAAUACUCCAAAAGUGCUGCCUUGUGAUGCCAAUAAUAAAUGCUGCAACUAUGGAACGUGCGAAUUUCAUACAAUUCACAAGCAACAAAGUUGCCCCAAGGCUAAUUUAUGCAAUGCAAUAUGUAGGGAAAUUGUAGCAAACCACAGAUUUCGAAAUCGUUCGAAAAAACAAAGCUUUAAAGGCCCUACCUGGGUAAACACAGAUGCGUGUAAAUGGUGCAACGACCCAUGGCAAAUUGCCAAAUGCUAUCUCUCAAAGGAAGGCUACACGGACGUUAACCUAGCAGAAGAUAUCGACUUCAAUGGCAUAGUAUAUGUCAUUUACAACUGUGAAUUCUUUCAAGCGUAUUUAAAGGACAACCUGGAUCGAAGCAGAAAUGUUUGCACCAAGGCUAGAGAUGUGGGGCGUGAAGUACGACAUGCUCCCUCAAACUCAAUGACCAGCCAAGAAAGUGACAGAGCCAUCGACACUCUAGUAGCGCUGUUGCAGAACCUAAAACAUGUCAACCACCAGUUUGCGGCAAAGACUGCAGUUGACAUGUUAACACAGAAAAAUAAGACAGAGAGUUGA